UGGGGGGGGCGGGUUUGAGGCCUGCUCUUCCCCCUUCCCCCCCCAUCCUGCAGGGACCAGCCCGCUGGCAUCAUGCACGGCCGCCUGAAGGUGAAGACGACGGAGGAGCAGGCGGAGGCCAAACGGCAAGAGCAGGAGAAGAAGCUGAAACUCUACCAGGCGUCUACUAGUGCCAUCUUCCAGAAGCGCCAGGCGGGACAGCUGGACGAAUCGGUCCUGGAGCUGACCAGCCAGAUCCUGGGGGCCAACCCCGACUUUGCCACCCUGUGGAACUGCCGGCGGGAAGUGCUGCUGCGGUUGGAGGCCCAAAGGUCCCCCGAGGAGCUGGAGGCCCUGGUCGCCGCCGAGCUGGGCUUCCUGGAGCGCUGCCUGCGGGUGAACCCCAAAUCCUACGGCACCUGGCACCAUCGCUGCUGGCUGCUGGCCCGCCUGCCCCGGCCCGACUGGGCCCGAGAGCUGGACCUGUGCGCCCGCUUCCUGGACAGCGACGAGCGCAACUUUCACUGCUGGGAUUAUCGGCGGUUCGUGGCCAGCCGGGCGGCCGUGCCCCCCGCCGAGGAGCUGGCCUUCAGCGACAGCCUCAUCACCCGAAACUUCUCCAACUACUCGUCGUGGCACUACCGCUCCCGCUUGCUGCCCCGCCUGCGGCCCCCGCCCGACCCGCGGCCCCGCGCCCGGCUGCCCGAGGACCUGCUGCUGCGCGAGCUGGAGUUGGUGCAGAACGCCUUCUUCACUGACCCCAACGACCAGAGCGCCUGGUUCUACCACCGCUGGCUCCUGGGCCGAGCGGACUCUCAGGAUGCCGUGCGCUGCCUCCACGUGAGCCGCGACGACGCCUGCCUGACGGCCGGCUUCUCCCGGCCCCUCGCCGUGGGCCCCGGAGCCGAGCGUCUGCUGCUCGUGGCGGACGAGUCGCCCCUGGCCGUGGAGUGGAGGACCCCGGAUGGCAGGAACAGGCCCGGCAAUAUCUGGCUGUGCGACCUGCCGCCCGCCGCCCUGAACGACCAGUGGCCCCAGCACACGUUUCGCCUGCUGUGGAGAGGGGGAGACGUGCAGAAGGACUGCGUGCUCUUUAAAGGCCGCCGGGAAGGCUGGAGCAGGGACUCGGCCACGGACGAGCAACUGUUCAGGUGCGAGCUGUCGGCGGAGAAGAGCACGGUGCUGCAGUCGGAGCUGGCGUCCUGCAAGCAGCUCCAGGAGCUGGAGCCGGGCAACAAAUGGUGCCUGCUGACCAUCAUCCUCCUCAUGCGGGCCCUGGACCCCCUGGUCUACGAGCAGGAGACGCUGCGGUACUUCCAGACCCUCAAGGCGGCGGACCCCAUGCGGGCCGCCUACCUCGAUGACCUGCGCAGCAAGUUCCUGGUGGAGAACAGCGUGCUCAAGAUGGAGUACGCCGAGGUGCGCGUGCUCGACUUGGCACACAAGGACCUGACCACGCUGUGCCACCUGGAGCAGCUGCUGCUGGUCACUCACCUCAAUCUGUCCCACAACCAGCUGCGCUCUCUGCCCCCCGCCCUAGCCGGGCUGCGCUGCCUUGAGGUGCUGCAGGCCGACGGGAAUGCCAUCGAGUCCCUGGAAGGAGCCGCGAACCUGCCCCGCCUGCGGGAACUCUCGCUGGGUGACAAUCGCCUCCGGGAUCCUUCGGCCCUCGUGCCGCUGGCCUCCUGUCCCAAGCUGGCCCGCCUCGACCUGCGGGGCAACCCGCUGGCCCACGCAGCCGGGGUCGACGAGGAGCUGGCGGCUCUGCUGCCGGCGGUGGCGAGCGUCCUCACCUGAGCCCCCCGCCCGCCCGCCCGGUCCCCGGCCCCUCGGCCCCUCUCCCCCCUCGGCACUUCAACCGCUCCGGAGGCGGAGGCCGAAUAAAGGACGGAGAAGGCUCCCCGGCGGUGACGGUGGGCCUCGGCCCGGGGAGAGCCAAGGGGGUGACUAACAAUAACGGCAUCCACUAAGCGCUUACUACGGGCCGGGCGCCGUACUUCCAAGCAAAUCCGGUUGGAUGUCGUCCCGGGGGGCCC
Molecule: messenger RNA, 2015 nt
Organism: Tachyglossus aculeatus (Australian echidna)
Lineage: Eukaryota; Metazoa; Chordata; Mammalia; Monotremata; Tachyglossidae
Gene: RABGGTA
Product: Rab geranylgeranyltransferase subunit alpha
Exons: 16
Coding region: 73-1776 (567 amino acids)
Biological process (GO): protein geranylgeranylation
Cellular component (GO): Rab-protein geranylgeranyltransferase complex; cytoplasm
Molecular function (GO): Rab geranylgeranyltransferase activity; protein binding; zinc ion binding
Source: RefSeq, a predicted model, not a curated record